Molecule: messenger RNA, 3447 nt
Organism: Vollenhovia emeryi
Lineage: Eukaryota; Metazoa; Arthropoda; Insecta; Hymenoptera; Formicidae
Product: UPF0505 protein C16orf62 homolog
Exons: 18
Coding region: 338-3280 (980 amino acids)
Biological process (GO): endocytic recycling
Cellular component (GO): endosome
Source: RefSeq, a predicted model, not a curated record
CGGGGACGGCGCGUGUGUCGGCGCCGCGAGAUUGUGCGUGGCGGGUGCAUCGGAGAGAUCGGAGACGCCGACGCGCGCCGGGAAAUUCGCGGCGCGCGUUCGCCGAAUCUGGAAGAUCUCUAGGAGCCCGGGGCGGCGGCCAAUAAGCGCGGCGGACGAGUCACGCGGUGCGCGCCGUGCGGGACUUGCGGGAGAGCGAGCGCUCCGCGCGCGCGAGGAUCGGCUGACGUUUCACGCGGUUGCGGUUUUUUUCCGUCCGCCGUCCGCCUCGGCGAUGAUCUGACACCCUGAUCACGCUUCUACCUGCGACUCGGGGAAAGUACGGCGCGCCUGAGACAUGACGGAGAUAGAGUGGAUAUCGCGGCCCAUGGAAUAUGGGGCUGUCAAGUUCGCGUGCCUGGAGGAAGCUGUGGAUCAUCCGUUGAAGCCAGUUGUCGUCACUCUAAUCGAUGGACGCAGCGCGGCCAGACGCAGCGCGUUACGAAGUACGAGCACCGGUUCCUCCACCGGAACACCCACACCGACGCACACGCCAGUGCCUGCGAAUCCGCUGAGCGACCCGUUGCUAAGUCACCCUUCCCUGGACGGCUCCGACCCCCUUACGCAGUUUGCUCGAGAAGAGUUGGAUCCUCUCUCGAAGAUGGCUGCGGACGAGUGGGAUUAUUCUAACGUCGCGCCCGUGGGUAAAAAGUCGAAAGACACGGCGGAGGAACUGGUAGAGCCAUGGUCCGUUAGACGCUCCGCUAUACUGAGCAAAUAUACAACUUCCGAAAAGCUGUCGAUCGUCACCAGUUUCUUACCAGGUGGAGAGAAAGUCGUGGUGAAAGUUCAGCCAAGCGGGCCGAUGGUCGACAAGGUGAAAACGCGACUCGAACAGUUGGACGACUUCGAGGAGGGCUCCGUCAGGCAAAUGUUGGACUUGUCGCAGCAACAGUACACCGCGCGAAUCGAGCAGUUAAACAACGAACUAGUGCAGGCGUGGCAUUCCGACCAAAGAGUGAAGGCGCUCAAAAUUGCAAUACAGUGUGCCAAAUUGUUGGUAGAUACGUCCGUAAUGGCUUUUUAUCCGAGCAAGUUUGUUCUCAUCACAGACAUCUUGGAUAUCUUUGGCAAACUUGUAUACGAGAGAUUGAAAAUGAAGGCUGAGUAUUACAAACCAGGCAGUAAAGUACCUACGAGCCUGCCCGAUAAUUUUACACCCGAUAUGGUUCCGGAGAAUGCGAAGGAAACUUGUCGGAAUUGGUUCUACAAGAUAGCUUCUAUACGCGAGCUGGUACCGCGCUUGUAUGUAGAAAUGGCGAUAAUAAAAUCAUACAGCUUUCUAACGACGAGCGAAUUCAAUACUGCUUUGCUACGUAUAACGCGUAUGAUAAGAGGUAUCGGAAAUCCGUUGAUAGCCGUUUACGCGAGAUGUUAUUUAUGCCGCGUGGGACUGGCGUUGAACAAAACGUCGGACUUUGAGUUUGUCAGGGAGAACCUUUACGACUUUCUUUUUACAUAUCAGCAGCUAUUUGGGACUGCUGUGAAAAACGAAAUAGUGAGGCAAAACGUCACCCUGCAUUCGUAUCUCAAUCUAUAUUCGCCAGCUCUGGAUUGGAUCGUACAGGUUUUGGUGGCGACAUCGCCCGAGAGCCUUCUCGAAGAGGUUCUAUCUCGAUGUAAAAAACAAGAGAACGGAUCGUUAUUGUUAAAUACAGUGCUGACUGCAUUUAAACCGACGUACAUUGCUGCGCGUGCCAUGGACUUUGUCAAUUUAAUUGUGGCGAGCGAAGACGAUGGAUAUCCUCAAUAUCUCUUGUAUCGAAGUUUGGGAGAAUGUCUUGUGCGAGAAUCUCCGCCGAAAGAGGACUGUCAGUCGGUGCUUAACGUGAUAUGGAAAUACAUAACGGACCUCACAGAUCCCAGCAAAUUCAUGCAUUGCAUCGAGAUCUGGAUUCAGUUCACUGUCAUACACUUUUCUGUGAACGAAUUAAAUUUAUUUUUCGGCAAAAUAAUAGACCGGCUACGACCGAACAAAGCUUUCGAGAAUUAUUAUCCACAAUUGCAGAAUAUUGUGGAGAAGAUAGUCGCCCAGACGCAAGAUUUCGAAUCGCUGCUUGCCAUAGACAAUUUUCUACCCCUAAUUGACCUGUUCCACAAGGAAAGCGUGAAGGUUGAAGUUUGUAAAACUGUUAUAGAAGGAUUGAGUGCGCAAAGCGGACCUAUUACGGAUCCUAUUAUUAUAAACGCCCUGAUGUUUAUCGCAAGAAUAAUGCACGACUCCGUUAGUGCUCUGACCGUCGAAGACGAGAAACGGCAGAUCGGACAGUUAAUAUGCGGCCUAGUGCAACGAGUAGAUUAUGGUCGUGAUUUUGAAAAGCAGCUUAGUUUCUACGCAGAGGCCAGGGCGGCAUUUCCUAAUCUUGAUAGCGUUCAUAUACAACUUGUACAGUGCGUAAACAGAUUAUCGGUGGAUACUAGAAAGAUAGUACGCGGCCAUCAUACGAGAAGAACAUCGGCAUUUGUACGCGCCUGUGCUGCAUUCUGUUUUAUUACUAUACCGUCGUUAACUUUAGUCCAUACACGCCUUCAAUUAUAUCUGUUGUCUGGACAGGUCGCCCUUUUGAAUCAAUGUCUAGGCCAAGCCGAUGCCUGCUUCAAGGCCGCUUUAAGUUUAGUUCCGGAAAUGCCGAAGACCAUCGAUAUCGAUGGAAGACAGAAAAGCUCGCAGCCGCACUUGCUCUCAUACUUAUCGAAUUUCUUGUCAACAUUGCUAGUAGUUCCCGAUAGCCCAGAGCACGGAGUCCUGUAUCUGAUGAGAGGCUUGCUCAAUGCUGUUCAACGUUGCUUCGAGGAGAAUACAUCGACCAAACCAUAUUUGUAUUUACGUGUACUCGACCUUCUUUCAACAGUCGCACAGGAAAAUUAUCCAUAUCACAUCGAUAAGGUUGACUCAAAUGAUAAGUUGUAUGGAUCUGAUCAGAAAUUUAUUGGCGAAGUCAAUAAAAUAUGUUCGAAGGUUGUCGAGGAAAUCUUGAGUCAUCUCAAGUACCUUGGAUCUACCGAGCAACUUGAUAAACAAUCGGCCCUGGCACUCGAAUUGUUUAAUUGCUUCAUUAUUCGUGCAGAUUUACGGGACGCUGCAUUAGCGAACAUGGCUGUAAAUUUGUGGCACUUGUCGCAACGACAUGGCUCGGUGGAUUCUAAAGUUACGAUGAGAACGAAGGCUUACAUGAUCCAGAAGAGUCAUCAUCAGGAAUACGACCAUUUUGCCGAAAUACUCAGGAAAAUGUCGAGAUGAAGGAUAUUGGGGCUUGUCGAUAACAAGCAGGACACGGCUCAAACAUUUUUUUAUUGGCAGUUCUUUUGGAAGACACUUUGUAAUUGUGCAAUAAUAUUUCUGAUUAUAUCAGUCGAGCCAAUGAACAAACAACAGCAGAAAAAUAAAAUAUAAAUUAUAGCAAUUAA